AUGAAUCUUAUGUCCGUUUGUUAUCUUCUUCUUCCUUUUUCCUUGCAUGACCAGAAACCCGAAGCUAGUUAUAUAUAUGGGGUCCCUAGAAGAGAGUUCCAGUUCCAAUCGAAUGGUCGUCAUGAUCGAAAGUAGUCCACUCUAUUCAGUUCAAAAUCUAGUAUACAACACAAACACAGCACUACAUCACUCACACUCACUACAUCACUCACACUACUUACUCCCCUAUACUUAACUGAACUUACUACAACCUCACGGAGAUGUCUCAAGUACAACAAUACUGGCUCCCAGGAUACGGACUGUCCCGUCAUAUAGUCUUAGGCCACAUACAAUACUUUCUAGGGCCAACAGCCAGCGUCAGGCCAUAUUCAUACCAGGGACGCGACGGCUACCUAAUAGUCGGUGUACCACUUACAAGAGAACAAAUCGACGACCUAGCAACCAUGUCCCGAGAAUACGAACGUCAAGAAUCCCUCCGAAUGGCAGGUGACUCAGCCAGCCCCACCGCCACCGCCACUUUCGGCAGACACGAACCCUAUAUCAAUGAGAUUGUACCCGUCAGGAGUUCGGGGAGGAGAAGUAGGGCACCACCACCACCGCUGUCAUCAUCAUCAUCAUCAUCAUCAUCGGCGCAGAUGAUGGAUUAUGAACCGAGACGGAGUCGAUGAAGUGGGUUGGAACAUGAGAGAGAAAUGAGGGGGGA
Aspergillus piperis CBS 112811 is the source of this 703-nucleotide messenger RNA. RefSeq lists its product as uncharacterized. The record is from RefSeq and is a predicted model, not a curated record. Bases 261 to 668 code for a protein of 135 amino acids. NCBI's taxonomy places the organism in Eukaryota, Fungi, Ascomycota, Eurotiomycetes, Eurotiales, Aspergillaceae. The transcript has 3 exons.